Drosophila hydei is the source of this 608-nucleotide messenger RNA. RefSeq names its product 60S ribosomal protein L21 (gene RpL21). NCBI's taxonomy places the organism in Eukaryota, Metazoa, Arthropoda, Insecta, Diptera, Drosophilidae. Gene Ontology annotation, cellular component: ribosome; cytosolic large ribosomal subunit. Bases 113 to 592 code for a protein of 159 amino acids. The transcript is spliced from 2 exons. Gene Ontology annotation, biological process: translation. The record is from RefSeq and is a predicted model, not a curated record. Gene Ontology annotation, molecular function: structural constituent of ribosome.
CGUCAAAUCAUAAUGAGUGUGGCAACGCCAAACGGGUAGCCAUCUUUCUUUCUUUCCCCAACUUCACGACCGCGUGGACGUCGAUACGUAAAAGGGAACCACAGCCAACAAAAUGACCAACUCAAAGGGUUAUCGUCGCGGCACCAGAGACAUGUUCUCUCGCCCAUUCCGCAAGCAUGGUGUCAUUCCUCUGUCCACAUACAUGCGCGUCUUCAAGAACGGUGACAUCGUUGACAUUAAGGGACAUGGUGCCGUUCAGAAGGGUAUGCCCUACAAGGCCUACCAUGGCAAGACUGGCCGCAUCUUCAACGUCACACAACACGCUGUUGGUGUCAUUGUAAACAAACGUGUGCGCGGCAAGGUUCUAGCCAAGCGCAUUAAUGUUCGCAUUGAGCAUGUGCAUCACUCCAAGUGCCGUGAGGAUUUCCUGCGUCGCGUCAAGGAGAAUGAGCGUCUGCUCAAGGCUGCCAAGAAGGACGGCAAAUGGGUGAACCUCAAGCGUCAGCCCGAGCAGCCAAAGAAGGCGCAUUUCGUCAAGAAAUUGGAAGAACCCAUCGCCCUGGCGCCAAUUCCAUAUGAAUUCGUUGCCUAAGCUGAACCCAAGGAGA